Messenger RNA from Aureobasidium namibiae CBS 147.97, 1656 nucleotides. RefSeq lists its product as uncharacterized. Bases 1 to 1656 code for a protein of 551 amino acids. The record is from RefSeq and is a predicted model, not a curated record. Lineage: Eukaryota; Fungi; Ascomycota; Dothideomycetes; Dothideales; Saccotheciaceae. The transcript has a single exon.
AUGCCACUGCGACUGUUCGAACGCCUUUCGGCCGCCUUUUGGGGCUAUGUCUCGCCAGACCCUGUCACCACAAAGAGAAAAACCACUUCCACUCGGCAUGCUCGACCUUCGCGCCGCUCUCAGCCCAGUCCUGUCACCCCUCGACGCUCUGGUGGCUACUUGCCCCUCACACCCGCCGACACCAACACCGGCUCAAAAAGAAAGCGCGGUGCCGAAAUUCCAGGCUACGUCAAGAGAAGCAAAUACGAAGAGCUGCAAGUCAAGCUCCAGAACAAACUCGAGGAUGAAGCUCUCCGUCGCGAAGACAAAUUACUCGAACAAACUGCAAGAGCAAAAGAAGAAGAGUACCAGAUCGGUGACCUGUUUUUUACGCCCAUCGAGUAUGACAGUCAAGACGAGUAUGAGGAUGAGAGGAUUGGAGAUGAGGAUGAUGGAAUCCAUUACGAUUAUAACAUUUACAAUCCGACUCUUCGCUCCGACUUGCCUCUACCUGUACUAAGGCCACUUGUUGCAGACACUCUCUCUGGGCGUAUCACGGUUCCUCAGAUCGUCAUUGACAGUACAGAAGAAGAUGAAUCCAACGACGUUAUCAUCAACGUUCUUCCUCCAAAAACUCCUCCAAUCUAUGGCCGUGACGAUGAAGAUCACAUCGUCUUUGCCUCCACACCUGCCAGCGACAACUCCGCUCUAGAGAUCGGCCACACAGACGACACCCCCUCCUCUAUACUCGCAACCUCCCACAAAUCUGCUUCUCUCUAUGGCUCCUUCCUCGAAGAAGCCGCAGACGGCGAGGACACCAUUCUCCUCGACUCACGCGCCCGCGUCGGUAGUCUCGAAGACGAGCGCGUAUCCAAGGACCAACUCCUCGCCCGCGGCUGGCCACCAAACACCGUCAGUCUCAUCCAACGCAUCCACAACCGCGGCCGCGAACCAGUAUUUGCCUCCCACUGGCACUACGAUUUCCCCAUGAUGCCCGAAGGCAUGUUUUUGCCUCCUGGCCACGAACACCCCGGUUACAUCUACUCAACGCGCAACCGCAAUUUCCGCGCCAAACACGCAUUCGGCAAUCUCAUGCAACUAGGCCCAAAAGUCAGAGAUAAGAUAACCGUGGGUUUAGCGCCCGAAGCAUUGAUAGUCAAGGAGAUAAAACGCUACAUGGAGUGGGCAGACUGGGAUUCUCGCAACCAAUUCCCAGACUUUCCUUUUGUGGAAAUCUAUCAGGGGACGGUGGAUGAAGAUGUGAAUGCCAUGCAAGAUACUUUGCUCUCUCGCCUGGCUACCCUGCAUAAGUUGUGGCUCGAUGCCCCUACCAACCCCAAUGCUCCAAAACGUCCUGCUCCGUUCAUCGGCGCACCCCGCCGUGACGACGAUGAUGAGCCUCCUCCCCUCUACGGCAUUUUGGUCUCGCACACGUUGGUCGGAAUCGUCAUUUUCGUCCCCGGCGCAGAAAACAGUGAUUCGAUAGGAUAUCUACGCACGGUGGGUGUGUUCGAUUUCAACGUCUUGGGGUAUGAUGUUUGGACGAGCUUGGCGUUGGCGUUGCUGGUCGUGCAUGUAAAGGGUGAGGGUACGAUGAGAGGAUGCGGGAGAAGGAGAGAAGGUGUCAAGGAUCGGUGGCCUAGACAGUUGAGUCCGAAGAGUGAUCCUGAUAGAUGA